AACAAAGAGAUACCAGUUUAACGAUCCAGCGAGCGAAGCAAGAUGCAUUGCCUUACCAUAAUUAUUGCUUUUCUUGUCUUUGGAGAAUGUCGAGUUCUUGUGCAAGGUUCUUCAAUCAGGAGAACAGUUAGCCCUUGUUUUUCAAAACCAUGCCUGAAUGGAGGUGAAUGCCGAGUGUCUCGGAAGGAUUAUAUCUGCCUGUGCCCUGAAGGUUUUCACGGAAAAAAUUGCCAAGAAGAAACAGGAGUAGAAACUUGCAAAGACACCAACGAGGUCCAAUGUCCUAUUUGGGCUGAUAGAGGCGAUUGCGAAACAAACCCGCACUGGAUGAAAGUAAAGUGUCAGAAAAGCUGCAACACUUGUGGGUGCGCAGACUCGAACGUCCAAUGUCCCGAAUGGGCUAAACUUGAUGAAUGCUUUAAUAACCCGCAAUGGAUGAAGCGUAACUGUAGGUUUAGCUGUGAGCAGUGCCAAGAGCCGCAGAUAGAGGUAAGACUUUGAUGACCCUUUUUUUCAUUGCUUAGCCUGGUAGCUGGAUAAGACGAAAAUUCCUGACAGUCAGCAGUCUUGAUUAUCCAUUUAAUCUAUUUGAAAGACUUAGCUACAAAAUGACCAACAAAAAGUAUCAUCAUUACCUGAACUCAUUAAGCUUUAAUCAGAAACAGAUAUCUUUCAAUUUAGAAAUUAGGUCAGGGUUUUAAACAUUUUUACUAAAUAGAUGGCUUAACAAAGCCGUUUAGUUCUGAAAUAGUUUUACAGGAUGAUACUUAAAAUAUCCCCUAUAGGCAGACACUGAAAUGUGUUAUUUAGUUUCGCAAGCAUGUGAAAAUGUUCCGAGAGGCGCCAUGGAAUUUGAUCCUCCUAUACGAACUGUUGGUGUUUGUUGCGGUUUAACGCAUCAAAAUAAAAGCGGACUGAAACCACGUUUAGAGUUCGUUAAUUGGCUCCAGGAAAAGCGCUUGUUUUCACAAAAGUCUAAAAAAAAAUUUGAAAAGCUAAAACAUGGCUCACCCCCCUACAAGAUGAAUAAUAACUUUAGAACCGAUGAAAAAAGAUGUGGGUAGAUUCUCGAGGGUUUAGAAAAUUUCAUUGAAGAAUUACCUGGGUCGCCAUUCUAUUGAAUGUUGAUUAAAUACACAAGUUGGAACUAAGGAAAUUUCGAGAAUUCAAUAUCAGCUAGCCAAACGUCAAUUAACAAAAAACAUGACUUUUUUG
Messenger RNA from Pocillopora damicornis (cauliflower coral), 1215 nucleotides. RefSeq names its product hepatocyte growth factor activator serine protease. The record is from RefSeq and is a predicted model, not a curated record. Lineage: Eukaryota; Metazoa; Cnidaria; Anthozoa; Scleractinia; Pocilloporidae.